Molecule: messenger RNA, 3566 nt
Organism: Pomacea canaliculata
Lineage: Eukaryota; Metazoa; Mollusca; Gastropoda; Architaenioglossa; Ampullariidae
Product: transmembrane protein 243-like
Exons: 4
Coding region: 409-777 (122 amino acids)
Source: RefSeq, a predicted model, not a curated record
CUCACCGCCAGGAAAUAUUGAAACUAAGAUAACCGAAACAAAUUUAUCUAUAGUGCAUAUACUGUGGUGAGCAGUGAUAUUAAGCAAUAUUUUCUGAGAGUCAAGCAGACGAGUGAAAGUGCGGAGUCAGAAAAGCUGCGGAGGAAAAAAAAAACGCAACAGGCAUAUCAUACAUCACAUAGAGAUGAUCACUCACUGAUGCAGCGAAGGUUUGCUACGCACAUGACCUUUCGACAAUUUAUCCAAGUUGUUAGUUGUCACUUGUAAUUUACUACCUCAAACCGGUAUUCAUAACAGAUGGUACUUAGUCAAACACAACGAGUUAUUAGCCCGAAGUGUAGCACUGAGCGGAUUGUUUACCCCAUCUCGAAUCACCAUAUAGUUCAACGAUAGCUGUGAAGAUACAUAAUGUCCAACAGUGUUAUGCGUUCAGCAUACGAGGACCCAGCAGACAGACCUCUUUUUGGAGACAGUAGGCGGCCAACGGACAGGGUCUUGAAUCUGAUUGUUGGUGUCUUUACAAGCUUGAUAGUUGUUAUCACAUUGAUCAGUGCCUUCAUUUUUCCUUCAUGGCCACCCAAUGGAAUAAAUGUGUUUUUUGCAAUCAUCAUUGUGUUGAUAUGCUGCUCACACUCCUUACUGAUUUACUGGUACAGACAAGGUGAUCUAGAACCCAAGUUUCGGAAUAUGAUUUUCUAUAAUGCUUUCACAAUCAUUCUUCUGUGUGUGUGUGGAAAUCUCUACAUCCAUGAAAUAGGCGUGUCAAAGAGCAGGUAAAAGUGAAUGGACUGAUGGCCAUAUGUUCAUUAUAAGCUUAACUAUUCACAGUUCAGUCAUUUAUGUAUAGUUGAAAAAUCACAUUUACAAAAUGGCUAGACAAGAAACUCAGAACUGUAAAGAGUUAAUUUAUAGUGAUACUACUACUUGUGGAACUUUGUCUCGGCUGAUAGAGAUGAUGUUGUUUUUUCCCCUCUAGGUUUCCUUUUUCAUUUGUUAUUUUUGUGAGAAUUUUCUGAAGUUUACAGUUGAGUCACCUGUUUGGACACCUGUGUACAUUAAAACAGUAAUUUAAUUUAUAGAACUGUGACUGGCUUUUCACUGUGGGAUAUGAUCACAUUUGAAUUGCCUUUUAAGCACCAUUUAAAAAUAGAUCAGACUUCCGAACCAUUUUAAUGACUUUAUAAAAAAUAUAAUUUUGUAUAAUCAUAAUCAAUUUGGUGUAGCAAAUUUCUAUAUGGACCUAUAUGUCAGCAGCUACUUUUUCUAGCUAUUACAUCAUUAGAGCAUCAUGGCAAGAGCAGAUUUUUUUUUUUUACGGAAAUGAGAGAAAGGAAGUGAGUCAGGGUAUCAGAAACAACAUUUGGGCCAUAUGGGCCAGAGUAACACCUACGUACUGUACUAAUACAAUUUUAUUGAUUUCUAGGGCAAUUCAAGAUAGUGCUUUUACUAGCAAUAACAUAUACAUGAUUAUAUAAUUAUCACAGUAUUAUUAUUACUGUCACAGUGAAACAUAUAUUUCACAGGGUUAAAACUCAAUCUGUGGCUGCGCAUACUUUCUUUAAAAAAAUGUCUGCCUUUGCUGUGAAAAGAAGUUUGUUAAAGGAAGGGAAGUGAUGAAUUCAGUAGCUAGAACAAUAAUAUUGGAAGCAUUUGCAAAACAGUCAUAUUGGUUUACUUUAAGGAAUACAAACACUAAGUUUAUUCUUUAUAAAUCUUUGGGCACAAAUGUGCAUUGUCAUGAUUUUUCAUAACAACCACGGAAUACUGAUCUGAGUCAUAGCAUCUGCUUGUACUUUUGGCUCCCCUCGCAGAAGGCUAUUAGACUUAACAGCUGUCACAGAAUAUAGCAUAAUGGAGUGAGAGGGGAGGGGGGACAUGCCAGGGUGCUUAUUACCCUAUCUGGCAUGAAAUAGAGUUAAAAGAAAAUUAAAAAAUUUUGUUUAGUAGUAUGAUAUAGUGAUCUAUAAUGUUUGCUCUUUCAGUGUGUUUUUAUCCAUUUAUUAAAUUAAAGUAUUUUUAAUAGUACAAAAGUAUAUUUGCAAUCCCUUUGCAGUAGUAUCAGGUACUUGCAUAAUAUUUUAGACAUAAAUUCAUAAAUACCCUAGUUGCAUCUGCAACAACAAAGACUAUGGCUACUUCCUUAGUAUUCACUCCUGUUCAAAAUGAUUUAAAUGUUUCUUAAAAUGUUGCUGAUUGCAGAAGAUAGGUUUCCCUAUAUUAUAACAGUAGGGUCUUCUGGAGGGGUUUUAUGCAGGACCUGAUUUUCUGAAUUUGUCAAUAUUUUCACUAUCUUUUACUUUCUUUUUCCUGAAAGACAUAUAGUUUUGCUAGUUUAUUUUGUUUGGAAGGGCCUAAAGAAGAAUGACUGCUAUAUGGGACAUUGUUUUGUGUCUGAGAGAUAGCUCUAUUCAAAAUUGAGCUUGUGGAUGGCCUUGGUAAAUGUUCAUGGUUAUAUGUAAGUAUCAGAGAUUCUGUCAUAUACCAUAUUGGUAAAUUAUACAAGUGUACUGUAUCAUUUGUACUGCUUUGUAACAUCCCUUUAACUUGUUGCAUGAUAUAUCAUGGGCAUUAGACUGGAAUCCUUGAUGGAUUUCAUAUUUUCCAUUUAUAAAUGGUGCAUCCUUGAUUCAAAAUUCCAUGUGUGUUUGGUUUGAAUGAUUUAUUGCUUUCAUUGUAAAACCUUCACUGAACUAAAUCUAAGGUUGUAAAAUCGUAUGCAACAAGCGUUGUAUGUUUAGUUGUUAUAUGCUUGAUGCUUGGUGAGGCUUGAUUCUGAAUAAACCAAGAGACUGCAAGGAGAUAAAGCAAAAUGCAUGUAAUGCAAGAAAAUGAAGAUAAAAGUGUUAGUUAAUAUGAUGGAAUGACUACAUCUUAUGUGGGUGUGAACAGGAUUAUUUGCUUUUUUAAAGAAAAAAGUGUACAUAAUUAUAAUUUAUUUUCUGCUGGGAAUUAGCGCAGAAUGACAAUUUGACCAGUUGUUGGUUUUGUUGGACAGCAUUAUUAGAAAUAUAAGGAAAAAUGCAGUUUUAUAUAUAUAUUCAUUAAUAAAUGUCGUUCAGUUUUGGUUGGAAGUGUCUUUCCUCAUAGCAAGUAUGUGUAUGCUUGUUUAAAGUACUUCUGUUUUAUUCCUGAACUUUUAUAAUUAUUUCCUGAUUUAUAUUGGUCCAGUGCCCUUGCUCUGACCUAUUUCCAUCAUCUUUUUACUUCAUGCUGGUAGAUUCUCAUUGUAAAAUGGUUUCCUUCCUUCCUGGUGAUAAAAACCAACUGUAAUAAUGCAUUUAAUUGCAGAUUCUGCAGUUUGGCUUUUCACCUUUGGACUGCUGGCCAUCACCUUUUUUUAAUGGAAAAAACAGGGUUUUAAUGGGAGUUUCUAAACUUCCUUAAAAGCCACUUCCUUAAUGGUCUUGGAGAGAUGUGCUCAGAAAUGUUUAAGCAAGCAUAAUUAUUUUUUCCCCACAUUCCUUGCAAAAUGUGAAAAAUUAUGUUAUGUGCAUAUGUGUCCAAAGUGCAGACACAGAGUGUAGGCCACAUAUGUUUAAAAAGAGUUAAAAUUCUUGAGAUCUUGA